AUGCUCAAGCCCAGUCCUCCUUUAGACCAACAACAGUGCAAUGCCUACAUAACAGCAGUGACCUCCCUGUUAAGAAAGGAGUUGCUCUUAGAAGUUCUACGGAUCGAUCUUUCAAGCUGGAUAAACCCCACAUUGCCACUGGGUAAAGGCUCACCCGAGCUUCUCGAGGGCGGUUUGUCUAGAGGAGAAGGAGGUUCGCGCUGCCUGAGAGCAGCAUACACAAUCACACAGCUUUUGGAGCUGGAGAAAAUAUUCCACUACAACAAAUAUCUUUGCCGACCACGCCGUGUGGAAAUAGCCGUGCUGCUCGACCUUAUGGAACGCCAUGUUUCAGAACCGAAGGAUGAAACACAAACGCCAGACCCAGACUAAAGACAUCCACGGGGAG
This is a messenger RNA of Carassius carassius (crucian carp), 388 nucleotides long. Its product is annotated as homeobox protein Hox-B2-like. The coding region runs from base 1 to 372 and encodes 123 amino acids. Lineage: Eukaryota; Metazoa; Chordata; Actinopteri; Cypriniformes; Cyprinidae. Gene Ontology annotation, molecular function: DNA binding. The record is from RefSeq and is a predicted model, not a curated record. The transcript has 3 exons.